Quercus lobata is the source of this 2133-nucleotide messenger RNA. RefSeq names its product trihelix transcription factor GTL2. The coding region runs from base 175 to 2073 and encodes 632 amino acids. NCBI's taxonomy places the organism in Eukaryota, Viridiplantae, Streptophyta, Magnoliopsida, Fagales, Fagaceae. The transcript has 2 exons. The record is from RefSeq and is a predicted model, not a curated record.
CCUUGAUAAAUGAGAGAGAGAGAGAGAAAGAGAGAGAGAGAGAGAGGUUGGUGAGAGAGAGAGCCAGGUAGGUUGGUAUUUUUGUAGUGUUGUUCCAAGCAAUUUUCCAGUUUACAGUGUUAGCAAAGGGAGAGAGAGAGGUAAAGAAGAGAGAAAAACACAGACACAAACACAAUGUUUAAUGGAGUAUCAGAUCAGUUUCACCAAUUGAUAGCAGCCUCAAGAACAACACUCCCCCUCCCUCCUCCUCUCUCUUUUCCUAUCCAUGCCUCUUCACACCCUCCUACUACCUUCCCUCCCUAUGAUCCUUACAACCCUUCUCACCAAGUACCCCUCCAACCAAACCUUUUGCACCAAUUGCAACACCAGCCUCCAACGCAAAAACAUGAAGAGAAAGAAGAAAUUAACUUGGUGCCUAUGAAUUUAGAGAUUGAAAGAGAUAGAUCAAUACCAGAGCCAAUGGAUCCAGUAUGGAAUAAUGAAGAAGUGCUUGCACUUUUGAGAAUCAGAUCUAGCAUAGAGAAUUGGUUCCCUGAGUUCACUUGGGAACAUGUCUCAAGGAAGUUAGCAGAGCUUGGUUUCAGAAGGAGUGCUGAGAAAUGCAAGGAUAAGUUUGAAGAGGAAAGUAGAUAUUUCAAUAGCAACAUUAACUACAGCAAGAACUACAGGUUUUUAAGUGAACUUGAAGUGAUAUAUCAUAAUGAACAAAACCCUCAUCAGGUUGAGCCAGCCGAAAAGAACCAAAGGGUGGAAAAGCCAAGCGAUCAACAAGGAGAAGAAGACAAGUUGGGGCAGAGUUUGGAAGUAAAGUCACCAGGAGAUGGAACAGUUAAUGAAAAGCAAACUCAUGAUGAGAAUAAUGAAACUGAUCUUGUGGAGGGAAAGUCAAAGAGCAAUAUUAAGAAGAGAAAGAGGCAGAAGAAUUUUGAGAUGCUCAAAGGUUUGUGUGAGAAAAUUGUGAGCAAGAUGAUGGCUCAACAAGAGGAAAUGCAUAACAGGCUUCUUGAAGAUAUGGUGAAGAGAGAUGAAGAAAAGGUUGCAAAAGAAGAAGCUUGGAAGAAGCAAGAGAUGGAUAGGAUGAAUAAGGAGCUUGAAAUUAUGGCACAAGAGCAAGCUAUUGCUGGUGAUAGACAGGCUACAAUCAUAGAGUUCUUGAAGCAAUUCACAUCAAGUGCUUUUGCAAUUUGCUUUGAAGAGAGACAUGUACAGAAUUCUCUUAAGGUACCAAAGAGUUCAAAUUCACAUACUCCCUCUUCAUCUUCCUCAAUUGAAGCACAAAACCCUAAUCCUACUUGUGAUGUUAAUAACCAAAACACAGUCGAAGCACUCCCUUCAUCUACAAUAACUCAAGUUCAUCAAAAUUCUUGCUCUCGUUCCUCCCAAGGGGACUCAAUUACACCCACUCUAAUUAUUUCCAAAACCCUAGCACCUCAAAACCCUACUUCAACACUUUCUCCAACCACUCCAAAAGUACCCACCUCAUCUACUCUUGCCAUAGCUUCCCAAGACCCUAAUUCCCUCAAUACCCAAAACAAUUCAUUGACACCCGCUUCAAUUUCCACACAGAAAGCCUCCCCAAACCCUAUAACCAAUGCCAGAGAUGACCUUGGAAGGAGAUGGCCAAGAGAUGAAGUUUUGGCUCUUAUAAACCUGAGAUGCAGUCUCCAUAGUAAUGGUGAGGACAAGGAAGGAACCAAGGCUCCUCUAUGGGAGAGAAUCUCACAAGGGAUGUUAGAAUUGGGUUACAAAAGAAGUGCAAAGAGGUGCAAAGAGAAAUGGGAGAACAUUAAUAAGUACUUUAGGAAAACCAAGGAUGUUAACAAGAAGAGGUCUGUUGAUUCUAGGACAUGCCCUUAUUUUCAUCAGUUAAGUACUUUGUACAAUCAAGGAAAACUUGUAGCACCUUCCGAAGGGCCUGAAAAUCGCUUGAUUGAACCUGAAAACCACUCAGCUUUACCGGAAGUCGGCCACAUUGAUAAUUCUUCUCGAGGUGUGUCUAGUAAUUCAACUAUGCAUGUUGCUGAAGGUGAAAAAAUUAAUGCUCAAGUACCAUCUUUUGAAUUUGAAUUCUAAUUAUGCAUUGUGUGUUAUUGUAUUUUUAAUUAAAUGAUAAUAAUAUUAAUAAGCGGUAGA